Xyrauchen texanus (razorback sucker) is the source of this 922-nucleotide messenger RNA. RefSeq names its product elastase-1-like. The coding region runs from base 40 to 837 and encodes 265 amino acids. Gene Ontology annotation, biological process: proteolysis. Lineage: Eukaryota; Metazoa; Chordata; Actinopteri; Cypriniformes; Catostomidae. Gene Ontology annotation, molecular function: serine-type endopeptidase activity. The transcript is spliced from 8 exons. The record is from RefSeq and is a predicted model, not a curated record.
AAGGAUUAUGGAGGAGUCCAGAGAAUCCAAACUGCAGUCAUGCUGAGAUACAUGUUGUUGAGCGUGCUGGCCGCCCUGGCUUUGGCCGAGCCCAGAUACCUGGAGGAUCAGGCCGCGGAGAGGGUCGUCGGUGGAGAGGUGGCAAAUCCCAACUCCUGGCCCUGGCAGAUCUCUCUCCAGUACCUGUCCGGUGGCAGCUACUAUCACACCUGUGGUGGCACUCUGAUCAGGAAAGGAUGGGUUAUGACCGCUGCCCACUGCGUUGACACCUCAAGAACUUGGCGUGUUGUCCUGGGCGACCACGACAUCUACAACCAUGAGGGUCGCGAGCAGUACAUGAGUGUCAGCCAAGUCUACGUUCAUCCCAACUGGAACAGCAACAGUGUGGCCUCUGGCUAUGACAUCGCUCUCCUCCGUCUGUCCUCUGAUGCUUCUCUGAACUCAUACGUGCAGUUGGCUUCACUGCCCCCUUCUGGACAGAUUCUGCCCCACAACAACCCCUGUUACAUCACCGGCUGGGGCCGCACACAAACUGGUGGUCAACUCUCUGCCCAGCUGAAACAGGCGAGUCUGCCCGUGGUGGACUAUCAGACAUGUUCUCGUAGUGAUUGGUGGGGCAGCACUGUCAAGAACACCAUGGUUUGUGCUGGUGGCGGCAGUCUGUCUGGAUGCAAUGGCGAUUCUGGCGGUCCUCUGAACUGUCAGGUCAGCGGUCAGUAUUACGUUCAUGGAGUGACCAGCUUUGUGUCGUCUUUGGGUUGUAACACCAACCAGAAACCAACUGUCUUUACUCGUGUGUCUGCGUACAUCAGCUGGAUUAAUGGAAUCGCUGGAUAAGGUGGAAAUAUUCAGACUGAAUAGAUUACAUCCAGCUGUGGGCCUUUAUGUGCAAAUGCAAAAAAUAAACAAACAUUACAUCUGA